This is a messenger RNA of Oryctolagus cuniculus (rabbit), 4482 nucleotides long. The record is from RefSeq and is a predicted model, not a curated record. Lineage: Eukaryota; Metazoa; Chordata; Mammalia; Lagomorpha; Leporidae.
CCCUCGGCGGGGGUCCUGGAACCUGGCGGCCACUGACGCUGGGCCGUAUUUGAGGGUGCUGGGCACGUGGCCUGGACCCAUUGCUGGACUUGGUGUGGCGCAGCCAGUGCCUCAUCUCCCCUCUGUGGGCCAUCGCCCUCUGUGCUGCUGAGACGGCGGGCACGUGGACCCCUCAGCACUGUCCCUCAUGGCCAGCAGCCUCCCUCGCAGGCUCCACCCCCCGUAGCCAGCGAGCUCAGUGAAGCAAGGCCCCAGGGUGUGAGGAGACAGAGACUGGAGAUGUGGGCCCCUGGGGGGACGAGCUAGGCAUGGGGUGGAGCGUGGGUGGGUGUGGUGAGACAGGUUCCUGGUUGAUAGUCCCAGCUGGAGCCUCUUGGGGGGGUGAGCACAGACCCAGGUCCCCCAGGUCCUCAGGUCCUCAGGUCCUCAGGUUCUCAGGUCCCCAGAUCCUUAGGUCCCCCAGGUCCUCAGGUCCCCCAGGUCCUCAGGUUCUCAGGUCCCCAGGUCCCCAGGUCCCCCAGGUCCUCAGGUCCUCAGGUCCUCAGGUCCCACAGGUCCUCAGGUCAUCAGGUCCUCAGGUCCCACAGGUCCCCCAGGUCCUCAGGUCCUCAGGUCCUCAGGUCCUCAGGUCCUCAGGUCCCCCAGGUCCUCAGGUCCUCAGGUCCCCCAGGUCCUCAGGUCCUCAGGUCCUCAGGUCCCCCAGGUCCUCAGGUCCUCAGGUCCUCAGGUCCCCCAGGUCCUCAGGUCCUCAGGUCCUCAGGUCCCCCAGGUCCUCAGGUCCUCAGGUCCUCAGGUCCCCCAGGUCCUCAGGUCCUCAGGUCCCCCAGGUCCUCAGGUCGUCAGGUCCUCAGGUCCCACAGGUCCCCCAGGUCCUCAGGUCCUCAGGUUCUCAGGUCCCCAGGUCCCCAGGUCCCCCAGGUCCUCAGGUCCUCAGGUCCUCAGGUCCUCAGGUCCCCCAGGUCCCCAGAUCCUCAGGUCCCCAGGUCCUCAGGUCCCUCAGCGCCCCAGGUCCCCCAGGUCCUCAGGUCCUCAGGACCUCAGGUCCCCCAGCGCCCCAGGUCCUCAGGUCCUCAGGUCCUCAGGUCCCCCAGGUCCUCAGGUCCUCAGGUCCCCUAGGUCCUCAGGUCCUCAGGUCCCCCAGGUCCUCAGAUCCUCAGGUCCUCAGGUCCCCCAGGUCCUCAGGUCCUCAGGUCCCCCAGGUCCUCAGGUCCUCAGGACCUCAGGUCCCCCAGCGCCCCAGGUCCUCAGGUCCUCAGGUCCCCCAGGUCCCCCAGGUCCUCAGGUCCUCAGGUCCUCAGGUCCUCAGGUCCCCCAGGUCCUCAGGUCCGCAGGUCCCCCAGGUCCUCAGGUCCUCAGGUCCCCCAGUUCCUCAGGUCCUCAAGUCCCCCAGGUCCCCCAGGUCCUCAGGUCUUCAGGUCCUCAGGUCCUCAGGUCCCCCAGGUCCUCAGGUCGUCAGGUCGUCAGGUCCCCCAGGUCCCCCAGGUCCUCAGGUCCUCAGGUCCAUAGGUCCUCAGGUCCCCCAGGUCCUCAGGUCCUCAGGUCCCCCAGGUCCUCAGGUCGUCAGGUCCUCAGGUCCCCCAGGUCCCCCAGGUCCUCAGGUCCUCAGGACCUCAGGUCCUCAGGUCCUAAGGUCCCCCAGGUCCCCAGAUCCUCAGGUCCCCAGGUCCUCAGGUCCCUCAGCGCCCCAGGUCCCCCAGGUCCUCAGGUCCUCAGGACCUCAGGUCCCCCAGGUCCUCAGGUCCUCAGGUCCUCAGGUCCCCCAGGUCCUCAGGUCCUCAGGUCCCCCAGGUCCUCAGAUCCUCAGGUCCUCAGGUCCCCCAGGUCCGCAGGUCGUCAGGUCCUCAGGUCCCCCAGGUCCCCCAGGUCCUCAGGUCCUCAGGACCUCAGGUCCCCCAGGUCCUCAGGUCCUCAGGUCCUCAGGUCCUCAGGUCCCCCAGGUCCUCAGGUCCUCAGGUCCCCCAGGUCCUCAGAUCCUCAGGUCCUCAGGUCCCCCAGGUCCGCAGGUCGUCAGGUCCUCAGGUCCCCCAGGUCUCCCAGGUCCUCAUGUCCCCCAGCGCCCCAGGUCCCCCAGGUCUCCCAGGUCCUCAUGUCCCCCAGCACCCCAGGUCCCCCAGGUCCUCAGGUCGUCAGGUCCUCAGGUCCCCCAGGUCCUCAGGUCCCCCAGUUCCUCAGGUCCUCAGGUCCCCCAGGUCCCCAGGUGCUCAGGUCCUCAGGUCCUCAGGUCCCCCAGGUCCUCAGGUCGUCAGGUCCUCAGGUCCCCCAGGUCCCCCAGGUCCUCAGGUCCUCAGGUCCUCAGGUCCCCAGGUCCCCCAGGUCCUCAGGUCCGCAGGUCCCCCAGGUCCCCCAUGUCCUCAGGUCCUCAGGUCCCCCAGGUCCCCAGGUGCUCAGGUCCUCAGGUCCUCAGGUCCCCCAGGUCCUCAGGUCGUCAGGUCGUCAGGUCCCCCAGGUCCCCCAGGUCCUCAGGUCCUCAGGUCCAUAGGUCCUCAGGUCCCCCAGGUCCUCAGGUCCUCAGGUCCCCCAGGUCCUCAGGUCGUCAGGUCCUCAGGUCCCCCAGGUCCCCCAGGUCCUCAGGUCCUCAGGACCUCAGGUCCUCAGGUCCUAAGGUCCCCCAGGUCCUCAGGUCCCCAGGUCCCGCAGGUCCUCAGGUCCUCAGGUCCUCAGGUCCUCAGGUCCCCCAGGUCCCCAGAUCCUCAGGUCCCCAGGUCCUCAGGUCCUCAGGUCCCCCAGGUCCCCCAGGUCCUCAGGUCCUCAGGACCUCAGGUCCCCCAGCGCCCCAGGUCCUCAGGUCCUCAGGUCCCCCAGGUCCUCAGGUCCUCAGGUCCCCCAGGUCCUCAGAUCCUCAGGUCCUCAGGUCCCCCAGGUCCUCAGGUCCUCAGGUCCCCCAGGUCCUCAGGUCCUCAGGUCCCCCAGGUCUGCAGGUAGUCAAGUCCUCAGGUCCCCCAGGUCUCCCAGGUCCUCAUGUCCCCCAGCACCCCAGGUCCCCCAGGUCCUCAGGUCGUCAGGUCCUCAGGUCCCCCAGGUCCUCAGGUCCUCAGGUCCCCCAGGUCCCCAGGUGCUCAGGUCCUCAGGUCCUCAGGUCCCCCAGGUCCUCAGGUCCUCAGGUCCUCAGGUCCCCCAGGUCCCCCAGGUCCUCAGGUCCUCAGGUCCUCAGGUCCUCAGGUCCCCCAGGUCCUCAGGUCCUCAGGUCCCCCAGGUCCUCAGAUCCUCAGGUCCUCAGGUCCCCCAGGUCCGCAGGUCGUCAGGUCCUCAGGUCCCCCAGGUCUCCCAGGUCCUCAUGUCCCCCAGCGCCCCAGGUCCCCCAGGUCCUCAGGUCGUCAGGUCCUCAGGUCCCCAGGUCCUCAGGUCUUCAGGUCCUCAGGUCCUCAGGUCCCCCAGGUCCUCAGGUCGUCAGGUCCCCCAGGUCCCCCAGGUCCUCAGGUCCUCAGGUCCACAGGUCCUCAGGUCCCCCAGGUCCCCCAGUUCCUCAGGUCCUCAAGUCCCCCAGGUCCCCCAGGUCCUCAGGUCCUCAGGACCUCAGGUCCUCAGGUCCUAAGGUCCCCCAGGUCCUCAGGUCCCCAGGUCCCGCAGGUCCUCAGGUCCCCCAGGUCCCCCAGGUCCUCAGGUCCUCAUGUCCUCAGGUCCCCCAGGUCCUCAGGUCCUCAGGUCCCCCAGGUCCCCAGGCGCUCAGGUCCUCAGGUCCUCAGGUCCCCCAGGUCCUCCAGGUCCUCAGGUCCCCCAGGUCCUCCAGGUCCUCAGGUCCCCCAGGUCUUCCAGGUCCUCAGGUCCUCAGGUCUCCUGGUCCCCCAGGUCCUCAGGUCCUCAGGUCCUCAGGUCCCCCAGGUCCCCCAGGUCCUCAGGUCCUCAGGUCCUCAGGUCCUCAGGUCCCCCAGGUCCUCAGGUCCUCAGGUCCCCCAGGUCCUCAGGUCCCCCAGGUCCUCAGGUCCCCCAGGUCCCCAGGUGCUCAGGUCCUCAGGUCCUCAGGUCCCUCAGGUCCUCAGGUCCUCAGGUCCCCCAGGUCCCCCAGGUCCUCAGGUCCGCCAGGUCCUCAGGUCCCCCAGGUCUUCCAGGUCCUCAGGUCCUCAGGUCCUCAGGUCUCCUGGUCCCCCAGGUCCCCCAGGUCCUCAGGUCCUCAGGUCCUCAGGUCCCAGGUCCCCCAGGUCCUCAGGUCCCCCAGGUCCUCAGGUCCCCAGGUCCCCCAGGUCCUCAGGUCCCCCAGGUCCUCAGGUCCCCCAGGUCCCCCAGGUCCUCAGGUCCCCCAGCGCCCCAGGUCUACCACCCCCUGAAUACGUACUCCCAUGAGCCGUAGAAGACAGACAGCUCCGUGGAAGUGGACAGCACAUCUGAGACUCGAGCGUGCGUCACGAAGCUCCUGCUCCCAUCUAGGAAAAGGCCACUGCUCUCUGGCACAUGCGAUGAAGCCGGUACCGAGCUCCCGGCAUGAGCCCCAACCCUGCGGCAGCACCGGCUCUGCCAGCUCACGCCGUGUGCCGUCCACUGUGCCCU